Messenger RNA from Porites lobata, 6140 nucleotides. The record is from the annotation of a GenBank genome assembly. Lineage: Eukaryota; Metazoa; Cnidaria; Anthozoa; Scleractinia; Poritidae.
AUGAAAAAAGGAUUGUGGGCUGAUAUGGCGAAUGGAAGGUGUCGUUUAUAUGGCAUUUUGUUAUUGUGUUUAACUACUCAAGCAUCAAAGGGAUCCCGUGCAAAAGACCUCAAUGUACUCUUUAUAGUUUCGGACGAUCUUAGACCGUCUCUUGGUAGUUAUGGGAAUGAGAUCGUACGAACACCCAAUCUGGAUAAGUUGUCAGAGCGUUCGGUUCGAUUCACAACAGCAGCAUCUCAGGUAGCGGCUUGCGCUCCGAGUAGAACUUCUUUCCUGACUGGCAGAAGACCUGACACUACCAAGCUCUUCUCCAACAAAAAUCCUACUUACUGGAGGGAUAGUGUUGGAAAUUUCACCUCGCUUCCACAACACUUCAAGAACGCUGGUUAUCAAACUGCUUCUGUUGGCAAGAUUUUUCACCCAGGUAGAGAUCACAAAUUAAUAUGUCUCGGAGGUGACGUAGAUGGAGCUAGGGAUCCAGAUUUUACCCGUGUUCACUUAAUAACUUGAAUGGAAUAUCAGUGAGCAAAGAAUAUGUCUUUGCCUGUGUACUGACGCCUCCUCUCCUCAAGAAUAAAUCGGGAGAGAGAAUCUCUCUCUCUAUCCCCGAUUUUUUAGGAGAGGGGGCCUCUUUUGAAUAGGCUAAAUACGUAUGGGACCAGGGUCAAAUGCAGUUCCUCAUGUUUUGUAUUAUGAAAACCUACAUUGUAGUUAAAUCUAGUUAAGUUAGUGUGUCAUGUCGGUAGUAAUAGAAAUCAGGGUUACAUAAGCUGCGGGGCUUUUGCUCCGGCUUAGAACGUCGACAAGGUGUUUCUCAGGCACCGGACUACCGCGUAAUGAAUUAGACGUUUUUGUGACAAAUUAAAGGUUAGGAAACUGAGAGAAUCAAGUUCCUGUUCAGUUUGCCCUGUACAAUGACUUGAUUCACUCAAUUUCGUAACUUUAAUAUGUAAACUUCAUAGUGAUCCGGCGCUCGGCGGCCGUUCGGCGUACAACAAAAAUACCCCAGCUACCAUUAGAAAGUUACCGGUAGCCACAUUAUUUGAGAUAUAUUUCCACUAUCAUUCGUGAUCUAGCGCUGAUCAGGCCCCGAUUUAGCCUCCCUCGCAGACGUCCUUAACCGUUACGUCUUCGUCACGCGUUCCUAAGAAAAGUGUGAGGAAUCGAAGCGACUUUGGUUUUUUUAUACCCACAUAAAAGAAACCCUGCGUCGUGAAGGGUAGGGGACGUAGACCUCGGUAGUGUGGUAAAACAAACAAACAAAAACCUAGCCUGCGAAAACAUCCCGGUGUUUCUCCUCGCUCUUCGCCGCUGGGGACGUUUCGCGCGGAAACGUCCACAGCGGCGAAGAGCGAGGAGAGGGGAUAUAAAGAUAUUUUUAGAUUUUCUUUUUUUCCCAGGACAAUAACUGAAUGGAACAAACUUCCAGAAGAAACUGUUUCCAGCCAAUCCCUCUGUAUUUUUAAAAGCAAACUAAUUUAGUUUUCUUAGUUUUCCUUUUAUCGGUAGUUUUUUUUUAAUAGUUUUCAAUACUUUCUUAAUAGUUUUUAAUAGUUUUGUAUAUUCUAGUAUAGUUUUAUUUAUUAUUAUCUUAGAGUUGCGUGAUGUCCCAAACGAUUUUGCCGACAUAACGAUAUUUAGAUUUAGAUUUAGAUGUUUUCGCAGGCUAACAAAAACCAACAACAACAAAACACGUAAACAGGGACGAAUGUAUUUAUUGCAUGACGGCUAUAUGCGUUAACCAAUUUCUACUGAUUUCUGAUUUUUUAGGAAAAUCAUCCAACUUCACUUAUGAUUACCCUUACAGUUGGUCUUUGCGACCUUAUAUUCCAUCGACGGAGAAGUUUAAGAACGCGAAGGUGAGUUUGGUUUAGUCAAUUCUUACCGAAAAAGCAAUGCUUCUUAACAGCUCUCUGAUUUAAAGGAGACUGUGUGAGGAAAAACAGCAUACAAAACUACGUAGACUUGCCACAAGUCUACGCGCCGAAGACGUGAGGGAUGCUCGCGAAGCGAGUGACGUAAGUCGCAACCGGAAAAGGGCUUUGAGAAAGUCUAAAGACUACGCUGAAAUAUGGUUACUUAUUGAACUAAGAAUAAAUUGUUCUAGUCAAGGGCCGUGUCGAAGUUUAGAUAUAUCAAGUUUGCUUCCAAUUUUCAUCUGUUCAUUCCCUAUUUUAAGAAAUCCUCGUCAACUUGGGAACUUGAACGUGACGUUUGCCAUAACGGUCCCGUUUCAUUCGACCCGUUCCCAGACACUUUGUACUGACGCUGGAUACCAGAGGUUUUUCCUGGCGUGCGGUGAAAUUUGUCGGUGUCGGUCGAAGGGCGACACGACACGGCGUUUUUGGCAGCGAAGCGGUUCACUAUAAAAAUGGAGUUUAGGGCCUGCCUAGUAUCCAGACAUCUCUCUCUCGAUGAAAAUUGGCUUUACCCUUCCCAAGGUCCCUUGCGCGUCAUCACCAGUCACUCGCGUUUCGCGCUCGUCUCUCAGUGUGAAACCAUGCGAAAAACGAAGCGCCUUAGGAGGAGGUUUAGUCUGCUACACAGCCGUUUUUAGUGUUGUCACGCAACGCUCCUCCUCCUAAUAUAUGGAACAGUCAACGGCGAACUCAAAUUCAUUCAAAAUCGCUCAAAAAACCGCUUUUGAGGCAAAAGGACGACCAUACACCACAGGUAAGGUAAUUCAACGUUUAUUUAUCAUUGAUUUAUAUACGUAGUUAGCGACAUAUCGCUAUAGGUGAAGCAAACGGUAAAUCCAGUACAUUUACUAUAAAAUAACAAUCGGCUACACAAACCUAUUGGGUGGGCUCCCUGUGCUAAUAAGCUCAAAAAGCAUGCAUGGCGCACGUGAAGAGUUCAGAACAAAACGAAAUGAAUCAGGGUCUAAGAAUAAGGUUUAAAGGGAAGCGAAAUGGACAAUUUUGUCUUAAACAGGGUCAGGGUUUGAGGGCCUGGUCGGCAAAUCUCUACCCAAACUUAAUUCCCUUUACUCAAUUACUGCCUUCUGGGGGGAGAGGGUAAAACACCGCAGCGCUGCCCACUCGUUUGUGUGACAUUUAUUCGCAAACAUGUGACAUGCCUCUCUGAUGUUUUUCACUUUAAGGUAUGUCCAGGAGUAGAUGGAAAAUUGCACACAAACAUUGUAUGUCCAGUUGAUGUGUCACAACAACCAGAAGGAACAUUGCCAGACAUUCAAAGCACUAAAUUUGCAAUAAACUUCUUGAAGAAUUACUCAUUGUCUCAAGAUACGGCCGUUAAUCAACAACCGUUCUUCCUGGCUGUCGGAUACCACAAACCUCACAUUCCCCUGAAAUACCCCAAACAAUUUCUAGACCUGUACCCUCUGGAGAAGAUACAUAUCGCAUCUGAUCCCUUACUUCCUGAGGCUAUGCCAUCAGUAGCUUACGAGCCAUGGACUGAUAUCCGCUGGAGAGAUGACAUCGCAGAUCUGAAUCUGAGUUUUCCUUAUGGACACAUGCCUGAUUUACACGCCAGGAAGAUCAUUCAGAGUUACUUUGCAGCCACAAGUUAUCUGGACAGUUUGAUAGGAGAGCUUCUGGAUGCUUUACAAGAGUAUGGUUUUGCUAAUAACACUAUUGUGAGCUUUAUCGGAGAUCACGGUAAGUCUGAAUUUCAUAAAGCUCUGUGUAAACGUAGAAUCACCUUGAAAUCUGUUGAGUGUCUCAGCCACAUACUGGCCAAUUGGAGCAUUUCUAAUAAUUGGUUUUUACUAAACUGGUGAAAUGGGCACCCUUUGUCAAUUGUAACAAUCCCCCAUUGCAUACAAAAGACCUUGUUAGCUUGUAUGUUUAGUUUUCCCACUUGAGACCACGUUACGGUACCCCAGACAACUGUUUCUUUCAAAUGUCGUCAUAUGCAUGCUUAUGUCCACGUGCUUAUGUAUGCAUAAUUUAUGAAAAGACAAAUUCCCUGGAGAAUAUCACUUGGUCUGAAUUGGGAAAACAAAACACACGAGCUGUAAGGGUCUAUUGCCACAUUACUAUGUUCCAAACCCUUUAGCCUGGAUACCUGUACACCUUGUUUUUACUACCUAACUUAAGUUUUCUACACUGCAUUCGAAUGAGACUGUCAGCCAGGCUAUAAUUCUUGUUUAUGGAGGCUGUUUGGAAGAAACAACUCUAGAAGACAGUAUUAAGUAAUAUAUCCCUGAAUUCAAUUUCCAAGGUUGGGCCUUAGGCGAGCACUUGGAAUGGGCGAAAUACAGCAAUUUCCGAGUGGCUACUAAUGUACCCCUGAUGGUACAUAUGCCUGGUUUAACUGACAGAAGAGAUAAAGAUUUAAAUGGCAUACAGUCUGCGGGCAAGGCGUCCAAUGCACUUGUGGAAUUGGUGGAUUUGUUUCCAACUCUUGCAGAUCUGGCAGGGAUUGAAAUACCGAGUAAGUGUUUCUUCCAGUCCGUAUUUCAUGUACACCCUAGCCUGUAGACAGACAUUUGUGUUCGUUUCAACAAUUCCGCAGUGUGCGAGCAUAACGAGCACGCGAGAGCAGGUGUGCGAACGAGGCCAAUAAAUCCCCCUCGGAGUUUAUUUCCACACCCACGCUCGACGAUCCUUAAAGAAAAAAUAGAGGUUGUGGGAACAGGCUAUGUACACCCAUAAUUACAUCAAAGCUUGGCCUUGGUUGUUCAAAUAAUGGAUUGCGCUAUCCACCAGAAAAAUCACUAUUCAGCGGAUAAGUAUUAAAGAAACCAAUUGCAUCAUGCAUUAGAUAGAGACUUAUCCAGGAGAUUGCAUUAUCCACUAUGAACAACUGGAGCAUGGUUUUUACCAUAGCAGGCCUUGUUCAGUUGGAAGAAUGCUGGCCUAGAGACCACAUGGUCAAGGGUUUGUACCCUUGGGCCGCACCAAUACUCAGGGUCUUAAGAUAUCUGAGAAUAAUAGGUUCUGCCUUUGCCCUGCAAAUGGUCGUGUUCAGUGCUCGGUGGCCACAUGGAAUUGACAGUUCCAUCUGUCUCUAGUAAACAGUGCCUUCAAUUAGUAUACAUCGACUCUUACAUAAAAUAAGUUUGCAAGUAGCGAAAGCACAGCGCUAGGGCAAGAGUUUUGUGUCAAUUAAAGAUGAAAGCAGAUGCAAGUACCCUUCUCAAACUCAAAGGCACAGCGGCUCCUGAUCAUAUUGCUUCAUUUGAAAAAAUAAUAUUCUAAUGAUACAUUCCACAGCUUUUUGUCCAGAGAAAUCAUCCAACAUGACCCUGUGUUCAGAGGGACUUAGUUUUGCCCCGCUCUUAAUGAACCCCACCAUGCCAUGGAAGAAAGCUAUCUUCAGUCAAUACCCAAGGUACUAGUAAAUUAUAUUUAAAAAAAGCGUAUUGACAUACAUUUUUUGUUCAUUUACUUCUCUAACCGAGGGUUUUAAUUAAGGGUUUAAACCACGUAUCAUAAACGACAGGAGAGUUAAAAAGGGUUUAUACUAUGGAGAGAGAAUGAAACUUCAGGGGCGUUGCUAAAACUCAGCCUGUGACCAGGCUCCCAGUUAGGAAAAAGGCGAAAAAACACUUGGCGUUUUUUUUCCUUUUGCCGUGUCACCUUGUUUUUUGCCUUUCCCUCUACUACAGAGCCUGGUCCUAGACUAACCAAAACUUAUUACCGCUAACACUACCAUUUUGUUUCAGUACAAAUUAAAAUCAAUUCCUAAUAGAAAAAAAAAAUAAACAGCCUCUUUUCUUUCUCUGUAUCUUAUGCUGCAAGUAAUAUGGAAACCAAGAAAUUUCACAACAAUUCAUUAUUAUACUUAUUUUCCAGAGUUGUGCUAGAAAACUUCCCGAGUUUUCCAAAAAAGGUAGAAAAAUAAUUUUCAAGGAAUUGCCUCUUUAUUAUUUAUUUAUUAUUUAAAGACCAUCAGAUAAACCGCAAGAAAACAGUUGUCAACCUACACCAUCUGAGAUCACGGUCAUGGGGUACUCAAUGCAGACAGAUCAGUACAGAUACACAGAGUGGAUACAGUAUGAUCAUAACACACAGAAAGGCAACUGGUCACAUGAUCAUGCCAGAGAAUUGUACCUUGAUCACAAAGAAGACAGGAAUGUAGCAAACUUGCCUGAGUAUUCAGAGCUUGUUAAAGAGUUAUCAAGUCAGCUUAGAAGAGGGUGGAGAGCUGCCUUACCAACGGUCAAAAACUAA